AUGAAACCCAAACAGAAAUAUGGCCAUUACCCUUUUAUUGCUUCAAGAUUCUCUUUAGCUCGAUCAGAGGAAUCGUUUCCUUUUUUGAAUUUUUUGGCCCCUUUAUUGGACUCUUCAAAAUUUCAUUGGACUCGUAAUCUAGACCAUUACCUUAAUCUUUUUAUUUUUCUCUUUUCAUUUUAUCAAUUAGUUCCACAUAUAAACUGGUUUCUUCUCUUUUCUCCGUUUAAUAGUGGAAUUUAAACUAUAUCAGUUAUAGAUUAAAAAAAGAAGGGAAAGAAAAGUGCACUCGUGGUUUUUAAAUUGGCCAAAACAAAAAUAUAUUUCACACCUUUUAAUUGUUUGGGGGGAUUUUUAAAGGAUAUUUUUAUUUAAGAGAUUUUUUAUAUUAACGUGACUUUCCAUCUGACAUUUUUCUGAUUUUUUCAUUUUUGAUGUUCUAAUUAAUGACGGGAAGGGCAGUAAAUUUUUAGGUACAGCCCAGGGGCCUAUGCAAAUUAGAUCAUAUUUCUGAUAUGACGUGUCAUAUUUAUGACAUGUCAUAUGUAGCUGUUCAAAUUGUAUCAUAUUUACGAU
This is a messenger RNA of Meloidogyne enterolobii, 576 nucleotides long. NCBI's taxonomy places the organism in Eukaryota, Metazoa, Nematoda, Chromadorea, Rhabditida, Meloidogynidae. The record is from the annotation of a GenBank genome assembly.